Erythranthe guttata (spotted monkey flower) is the source of this 1322-nucleotide messenger RNA. Its product is annotated as putative 12-oxophytodienoate reductase 11. The record is from RefSeq and is a predicted model, not a curated record. Gene Ontology annotation, molecular function: FMN binding; oxidoreductase activity. Lineage: Eukaryota; Viridiplantae; Streptophyta; Magnoliopsida; Lamiales; Phrymaceae.
AUUCACAAUAAUAUUUGCCCUUCUCUUCUAAGUAAAGAUAAAACAUGGAAAUCAAUGGCGAGAAGGAGCAAGAGAAGCAGCAAAUUCCUCUUCUCACACCCUACAAAAUGGGAAAUUUCCAGCUUUCUCAUAGAAUUGUAUUGGCACCGCUGACUAGGCAAAGAUCGUAUAACAACGUUCCUCAGCCACAUGCUAUACUGUACUACUCGCAGAGGGCAACGAAAGGCGGUUUUCUCUUGUCCGAAGCCACCGGAGUUUCCGACACUGCACAAGGGUACCCACAUACUCCAGGAAUAUGGACAAAGGAACAAGUCGAGGCGUGGAAACCCAUCGUAGAUGCAGUUCAUGCCAAAGGUGGAAUAUUCUUUUGCCAGAUUUGGCACGUCGGCAGGGUUUCAAACACAGGGUUCCAGCCAAAUGGGCAGGCUCCGUUAUCAUGUACAGAUAAAGGAAUCGCUCCACAAGUUCGCGCUAACGGUGUAGAUGUUGCACAAUUUUCUCCUCCACGAAGGCUUGAAACCGACAAAAUUCCACUUAUUGUCAAUGAUUUCAAACUUGCUGCAAGAAAUGCUAUAGAAGCUGGUUUCGAUGGGGUUGAAAUCCACGGUGCACAUGGUUAUCUCAUAGACCAGUUCUUCAAAGACCAAGUCAACGAUCGAACGGAUCAAUACGGUGGGUCCCUCGAGAACCGUUGCCGUUUUGCCCUAGAAAUAACCGAAGCUGUGACCAACGAAAUCGGAGCUUACAGAGUCGGAAUAAGGCUCUCCCCAUUUGCAAAUUUUGCGGAAUGUGCAGACUCAAAUCCAAAAGCACUCGGCCUUUACAUGGCGGAGGCUUUGAACAAAUACGAGCUUCUUUAUUGCCACAUGGUUGAACCUAGGAUGACAACUGCCACCAAGAUAACAACAAAAACGGAGUGUCUGCACAGUCUUGUACCGAUGAGAAAGGCUUUUAAAGGUACUUUUAUCGUUGGUGGUGGUUAUGACAGGGAAGAAGGUAAUAAAGCCGUGGAGGAAAAUAGGGCUGAUCUCAUCGCUUACGGUCGUUAUUUCUUGGCUAAUCCCGAUUUACCGAAGAGAUUCGAGAUUAAUGCUCCGCUUAAUCCAUAUCAUAGGGCAACAUUUUAUGUUGCAGAUCCUGUUAUUGGCUAUACUGACUAUCCAUUUCUUGAUGAAAGGAAGGUCCCCAACCUAUAGAUAGGGCCUCUACUUUUGGUCAUGAUUUUUCGAAUGAAGAGAAGAUUUAUAUUCAAAUUAUAAUUGUUCGAUUACGCUAUUGUAAUUUAAUUAUCGGCUAUUUUCAUGUCAACAAAUGAACUUUGG